AUGGCUGCUGCUCAAACAACGACUACGAUUGAGACAGUUUCGGUCGUAAGACCAUUAAAGGUUAUAUCACUGAUAUGCUUAUGUAUAGCUGUAAUCUUGGGAAUAGUAUCUGUCUGCUCAACAUGGUGGCUCAGAUCGGGAUCAUUCCGAACAGGAUUAUUCCUUGAGUGUACUGCUUCCAAUGAGCCUUCUUCCGCUCCACCUAUACCAAAUAGUCCUCAUCCCGGAAAGUGUCAUCCACCUGCCCGAGAUUCAGCAUAUAUUAAAGCUGUAGCAGCUUUAAUGAUAAUUGCUCUCAUCUUCACAGGAGUAGCGUUCUUCUUGAAUAUAUGUGGACUGAGUAUGUCGGAUAUAAGGAGAAAAUACAUUUUCUAUAAGAUUGCUACUUACUUAGCUCUUUUCGCUGUUUUGUUGGAAUUGAUUGCUUUAGUCCUCUUCCCGGCUGCAUUUUACACAAAGAUGAAAGAUUAUGGGUCUCGACGAGAUUGGGAGGUUGAUUGGUCCUACGGACUGGCUUGGGGAUCAACUUUAUUCACAUUCGGAGCUUCUCUGUUAUUAAUAUGUGAUAAAGAGCACGAAGAAGUAUAUUACAAGGAGAAGACAGUCUACAGUCCCCCGCCUGAGUUAGAAUGA
Molecule: messenger RNA, 633 nt
Organism: Auanema sp. JU1783
Lineage: Eukaryota; Metazoa; Nematoda; Chromadorea; Rhabditida; Rhabditidae
Source: the annotation of a GenBank genome assembly